AUGCAAAUCCAGAAUAAAAGAGGAGCAGAAGAGAAUGCAAUUCAAGACCUCUUGGUGAAGUCCAUGACAGACCAAAUCAACUAUCACCAACGUCAAGAUCCUAGCUUCAUUUGCCCAGAAAGAUUACAACUGUGGAAGGAUGAAAAAAAUGAAGACAGUGAGAAGAAAAUGAAGGAAUUGUGGGAUAUAUUUAUCCAGGGAGAAAAGAGAUCAAAGGAGCUGGAAGAGAAGUUGGCAACAUAUGUAGAGAAAUUAGAUAAUGAAGAAUAUGUGACUGCCACCAUGACAGUGGAAUCUACAGUUCAGCUUCAGGAAAUAGAAAAUCUAAAAAGGAGGAUUGCAGAAUUGGAAGGCAAGGAAACUCGGAUUGACAUGGAGAAGAUUGCCAAGAAAAAGGAGAUUGAAGAAAGAAGGAAGAAAAGAGACAAGAAAGGAGAGGAGAAAGAAGGAAGAGAAGCAACAAGAAGAGAAAGCAGAAGAAGAAGAAGAGAAGCAAGACGCUCCAACACCUGA
Molecule: messenger RNA, 513 nt
Organism: Prunus armeniaca (apricot)
Lineage: Eukaryota; Viridiplantae; Streptophyta; Magnoliopsida; Rosales; Rosaceae
Source: the annotation of a GenBank genome assembly